CAGCAAAAAGAAAAAAAAAAAAAAAAAACGUGACGGGUAUUGGGAUCGGUUAUUUUGCAGAUUUUAGGUCUGUAUGGGUGGGAAUGCGGGCAAGGUGAUCUCCAUGGUCUGGCUCUGGUAUUGUAGCGGAGGACUGAUGAUUGGGAUGUACGGAGUACUCAUACUCGUGAAAAGAAAGGCACAGUGCUACUCACUCGAGUACUCGAGUACUACGGAGAGUAGUCUAACUCUCUCGCACCUUCGCACCGUUGGGAUUCCCAGGAGAGAGGCCCUGACCCGCAGUACUUCCUUCUGGUGGGUUGCAGCAGCCAGUCGAGCUUCCUCAUGCGGCGAUGCGAAACGAUACAUAUCCAGAUCCAACCUAACCUACUUAUCACUACAUGAGGGUAAAAAUCGACCUUACUUCAGGAAUUAUUAUAUUCUCACAAGUUCACCAAGUGAGAAAGUGUGGGAAAGUCCACCGAACAGCAUACGUAAAAAACCUUGACUUGAGUUCAACCAAUUCCCACCCUGGGCGGCUCUAUCCGGUACCUCGACUGUUUUGACGACGCUCCGCAGCGGCAAGACUGGAUAUGGGAUGUGGAUGGAUGGAUGGAGUUUGUCCAAA
Aspergillus brunneoviolaceus CBS 621.78 is the source of this 607-nucleotide messenger RNA. RefSeq lists its product as uncharacterized. The transcript has a single exon. The record is from RefSeq and is a predicted model, not a curated record. The coding region runs from base 74 to 487 and encodes 137 amino acids. NCBI's taxonomy places the organism in Eukaryota, Fungi, Ascomycota, Eurotiomycetes, Eurotiales, Aspergillaceae.